AUGUCAUGGCAAUGCAUGUCUUUGCUUGUACGUAGGGACGGGCACUUGGUCGCUCUAGAGACCUGUAAUGUGCUGCUUCGCGAGGGCGAUGCCAAGCUAGUGGAGACUGAAGACGCCAAGAAGGUCAUCACGCUAGAGUGUGACCAAACCGCUGUACGCGACAUAGUGUUUGAUCCCAUGGGCGAGUACGUGGCCACUGCCAGUGCGAGUGGAAUGGCGCGCGUCUUCGAGAUCAACGGCACACGAGUGUACGAAGAGUCGCUGAUUGAGAAGACCGACGUUGCCACGUAA
Sphaeroforma arctica JP610 is the source of this 291-nucleotide messenger RNA. RefSeq lists its product as hypothetical. Bases 1 to 291 code for a protein of 96 amino acids. The record is from RefSeq and is a predicted model, not a curated record. Gene Ontology annotation, molecular function: protein binding. The transcript is spliced from 3 exons. NCBI's taxonomy places the organism in Eukaryota, Ichthyosporea, Ichthyophonida.